AUGGAGGUCCCGCCCCGGCUUUCCCAUGUGCCGCCGCCAUUGUUCCCCUCCGCUCCCGCUACUUUAGCCUCCCGCAGCCUCUCCCAUUGGCGGCCGCGGGCGCCGCGGCAGCUAGCCCCGCUCCUCCCUUCGCUCGCUCCCAGCUCCGCCCGGCAGGGGGCGCGCCGGGCCCAGCGCCACGUCACCGCCCAGCAGCCCUCCCGAUUGGCGGGCGGGGCGGCUAUAAAGGGAGGGCGCAGGCGGCGCCCGGAUCUCUUCCGCCGCCAUUUUAAAUCCAGCUCCAUACAACGCUCCGCCGCCGCUGCUGCCGCGACCCGGACCGCGCGCCAGCACCCCCCUGCCGACAGCUCCGCCACUAUGGAGGAUAUGAACGAGUACAGCAAUAUAGAGGAAUUCGCAGAGGGAUCCAAGAUCAACGCGAGCAAGAAUCAGCAGGAUGACGGUAAAAUGUUUAUUGGAGGCUUGAGCUGGGAUACAAGCAAAAAAGAUCUGACAGAGUACUUGUCUCGAUUUGGGGAAGUUGUAGACUGCACAAUUAAAACAGAUCCAGUCACUGGGAGAUCAAGAGGAUUUGGAUUUGUGCUUUUCAAAGAUGCUGCUAGUGUUGAUAAGGUUUUGGAACUGAAAGAACACAAACUGGAUGGCAAAUUGAUAGAUCCCAAAAGGGCCAAAGCUUUAAAAGGGAAAGAACCUCCCAAAAAGGUUUUUGUGGGUGGAUUGAGCCCGGAUACUUCUGAAGAACAAAUUAAAGAAUAUUUUGGAGCCUUUGGAGAGAUUGAAAAUAUUGAACUUCCCAUGGACACAAAAACAAAUGAAAGAAGAGGAUUUUGUUUUAUCACAUAUACCGAUGAAGAGCCAGUAAAAAAAUUGUUAGAAAGCAGAUACCAUCAAAUUGGUUCUGGGAAGUGUGAAAUCAAAGUUGCACAACCCAAAGAGGUAUAUAGGCAGCAACAGCAACAACAAAAAGGUGGAAGAGGUGCUGCAGCUGGUGGACGAGGUGGUACAAGGGGUCGUGGCCGAGGUCAGGGCCAAAACUGGAACCAAGGAUUUAAUAACUAUUAUGAUCAAGGAUAUGGAAAUUACAAUAGUGCCUAUGGUGGUGAUCAAAACUAUAGUGGCUAUGGCGGAUAUGAUUAUACUGGGUAUAACUAUGGGAACUAUGGAUAUGGACAGGGAUAUGCAGACUACAGUGGCCAACAGAGCACUUACGGCAAGGCAUCUCGAGGGGGUGGCAAUCACCAAAACAAUUACCAGCCAUACUAAAGGAGAACAUUGGAGAAAACAGCGGGAACUUCAUUGCAGGCCGUGUGUCACCCUGACCACGUCUAUCUCUGGGGGUCGCACGUUGCGGGCAGAGCGCAAGGCAUACACCAGAAAACGCUGUCCUGUGGUAUGGUCUCUUCCAACUUCAUGUACCAGCGUAAAGAUUAAAGUGGAAAACUUCAGACUUUGGCUUCUUUUUAAUCUUUUUGGAGAUUAAGUGUCUAAACUUAACUUAAAUGGUUUUUUACAGGAGUUAAAAGUACAUAAAUGCCUUUUUACAGCUUAAUCAUUUUGGUCUUCUGUUUAGUGUUGUAUUUCAAUUGUGGAGCCUCAUUUUAAGUGUUCAUUCUUUUAAGAUUUAAUGCUUGCUUUUUCUUUUUAUAGCUAAUAGUGAAAUCUACAAACCAAAACAAGAACUUUUAAAUCUGGGAUAUAAAUUAAAGAUCAUAUGCACAGAUCAAUUUAUGUUCUUGUAAUAAGCUUAUUAGAAAUUGGUGUUUGUGAUAGCAUUUUACUUGGGUUACUAGAGAUGCUUCUAGUAGACCUUAAUCUAGCAUAGUUGAACUUCUGAAUAUGGGAAGAUUGUAUUCCCAGAUUCUUUCCUGAAUAGAUUUGAAUUUAAUAUCAUUUGGGAACUCCAGGGUGAGUUUAUUGACUACCCAAACUGUAUUUUACCAAUAAAUAUGCAUAUGAUCUUUAAUUAUUGAAGAAAAUAAAGUGAGGACUUAAAACAGUUCAUGAAAGUGGACCUUUAAAAGCUUGUCAGAGUUGCACAAAUCUAAUUGGUAUUUUGUUUUUGUUUUUAGGAGGAGAUGUUAAAGUAACCCAUCUUGCAGGACGACAUUGAAGAUUGGUCUUCUGUUGAUCUGAUUAUUUUGUAAAAGACUUUCUAGUGUACAAGACACGAUUGUGUCCAACUGUAUAUAGCUGCCAAUUAGUUUUCUUUGUUUUUACUUUGUCUUUUGUUAUCUGUGUUAUGACUCAAUGUGGAUUUGUUUAUACACAUUUUAUUUGUAUCAUUUCAUGUUAAACCUCAAAUAAAUGCUUCCUUAUGUGA
This is a messenger RNA of Pongo pygmaeus (Bornean orangutan), 2320 nucleotides long. It is a transcript of the gene HNRNPDL, whose product is annotated as heterogeneous nuclear ribonucleoprotein D like. The record is from RefSeq and is a predicted model, not a curated record. Bases 1 to 1263 code for a protein of 420 amino acids. Gene Ontology annotation, biological process: regulation of gene expression. Gene Ontology annotation, molecular function: poly(A) binding; poly(G) binding. The transcript has 8 exons. Gene Ontology annotation, cellular component: nucleoplasm; chromatin. Lineage: Eukaryota; Metazoa; Chordata; Mammalia; Primates; Hominidae.